ACCCCGUGAAUAUAUUGAUAAAAUAACGUUACUGUGCUUUUAGUCACAAAAAAAAGUAGUGCGGGAAGUAACCUUGAAUCUUGGCUUGCCAUUCAUCUAAAUACCGCCCUCAGUUUGACUGUGAAUUUUGCCGUGUGUGGUUUGUUGUAAGCGGUUGUGAAUUUACGCGCCAAAAUAACCUCAAAUUAUUCGAUUUACUAAGAGGAUCACUAUGUCGUACAAGAAGUACUCUGAAGAUGUAAUCAAAUUAGCCAUACAAGAAGUAAGGGAAGGAAAUUCGAUAAAAUCAACGGCCAAGAAACAUAAUAUAUCACGUCCCAUACUUCAACGGAGGUUAAGGACAGAUGUUUUUGUGGCAACACGCAUGGGUCCCCCCACUGUUUUUUCUCUCGAUCAGGAGCUAGUUUUUGUUCGCUGGAUCAAGGAGAUGGCUAACAAAGGUUUCCCAGUGACAAAAGACACAUUUAUGUUUAGCGUUGCUAAAACUGCAAAAGAAUUAAAUAUCAUUUUUGGAGAUGGAAGCAGUGACCCUGGAAGGAAGUGGUAUGAAGGGUUUAUGAAGCGCCACCCUGACGUUUCCACUCGUACCAGUCAAAACUUAACAGUUCAGAGACGAGCAGCAACUCAGGCAGAAAUAGAAAAAUGGUUUCAGGAGGUUCAACAAUAUGUAAGUGACAAUAAUUUGAGAGAAGCAUUGGAAGAUCCAAAAAGAGUUUUCAAUUGUGACGAAACUGCAUUUUAUCUCAAUCCGAAGCCUGGAAAGGUUCUGGCCGCAAAGGGCUCUAAAUCUGUAUACACGGCAUCCGGUGGCGAUGAAAAAUUAAAUUUAACUGUGCUCCUUACAGCCAACGCAGCUGGAGAACUUGCUCCACCGAUGAUUGUGUAUAGGUAUGUAAGAUUACCGCAAUUAAUCGUUUCAGCCAUGCCCCCCGAAUGA
This is a messenger RNA of Diabrotica virgifera virgifera (western corn rootworm), 937 nucleotides long. Its product is annotated as tigger transposable element-derived protein 1-like. The record is from RefSeq and is a predicted model, not a curated record. The transcript has 2 exons. NCBI's taxonomy places the organism in Eukaryota, Metazoa, Arthropoda, Insecta, Coleoptera, Chrysomelidae. Gene Ontology annotation, cellular component: nucleus. Bases 212 to 937 code for a protein of 241 amino acids. Gene Ontology annotation, molecular function: DNA binding.